GGCGGGCUGGAGCGCCGGGAGGUCACGGCUGCUGCGGGGCGCCUUCGCGGGAAGUGGGGAAGGAUGCGAGAGGAGGACCGCCCCAGUUGGUGUCGCUGGCUGCGAAGAUGGCGCUGAACAGGAACCACUCAGAGGGCGGCGGGGUUGUGUUGCCCCACGGGGAAUGCAUCAUCAAGCAGUGUAAAGAUGUGGAAUUGACCUUCUCUGAUGUGACCGGCAAAUCUGAUAUCUUCAAAGGCACCAAGAAAGGGAUGGUGUUACUUACCCCUUACAGAGUUAUCUUUUUGUCCAAGGGCAAAGACCCAAUGAUGUCCUUCCAGAUGCCAUUCACCUUGAUGAAAGGAUGCUCUAUUGAACAGCCAGUAUUUUCUGCUAAUUAUAUCAAAGGAGUGAUUCAAGCAGAACCGGGAGGUGGCUGGGAAGGUCAGGCUUCAUUUAAGAUGAUCUUCUGCAGUGGAGGUGCCAUUGAAUUUGGGGAAUUGAUGUUCAGACAGGCCAGAGAUGCUUCCAGGGGAGUACCUGUUCAGAGCUUUGGCUAUGGGUUUGCAUAUAUUGCUGGGGGCUAUGCCCCUCAUCCACCUGUUCCAGGAAGUUACUUAUCAGCACCAGGGGCUUAUGUUACUUCACCGCCUGCUGCUGGACCGUACCCUUACAUGAAUGGAUACGGACCUGCACAACCUAUGGGAUAUCCGUAUGCGCCUCCUCCAGGCAUGUAUCCACCACCAGGUGGGAUGUAUAUGGCACCUCCUCCUCCAUAUCCUGGCCCUUCUGCUGCAGGCCCUUCAGCCCCUACAGCCUGGGCGGAGCCUGGAAUGCCAGGUGGCAACAAAGCAACACCUGCAACUUCUAGUGCAUAUUAUAACCCUGCCGAUCCCCAUAAUGUCUACAUGCCUAUGGGUCAGCCGCCUCCUUAUUCACCACCCGAGGAGAAAAAAAACAACUAGCAGGAGCCCAGCAGCCAACCUCCCUUGUGUGUUUUUGCCCUUGAAGACCUCGUUGCCACCACCUCUGGCUCUCUGUUACUAGAUCAUUCAGUGUCAAUAACAUAUAUCAUGUUGGGUGAUUUAACAUCAACAGCUCUUAAAACUCUUGUCAGGGCAAUACAAAAUGACAGUGAUAGUAACACUUUCCUGACUGUUUGGAUUUUCUCCUGGGGCCAGGACGGAAAUGCUGUGACUGUUUCAGCCUUUUAGUUUGAAGGAGAGGUGAAUUACCCGCACUGCAAAGGAAGACAAGUCCCAUGCAUAGAAAUGAAAUAUUGGACCUCUUUGCAUGAAGCAGAACUCUUUUAAAAUUCACAAAUAUGAAUAUAAAAGAAGUCUUAUGCCCAUUGGCAUCAGUGCAGUGUUAAAGUUUUAACUGUGCAGUUUAAUGCAUAAGAGGGAAUCCUGUAAAUAUGUUGGAGACUUCUGUCUCCUUACUGGGUAAGUGGCAUGGCAGACUUCGGGGGAAAGUCUGCCAGCAUCUUUUUAAAAAGUCCAGUUGGUUGGAUGGGGAAAGGCCAGAAGACUAACCAGUAGCUGUUACUGUAUCUUCCAUUACAUGGGGGAAAUCACACAGCAAAGAUUUUGUUUGCUCUUUGGAUUCUGAUCACUCAUCAUGAAAGAGAAGUACUGAGGUGUUACAGAUUUCAUACACUAGAAUUCUCAGUUGCUUUCCUUAUGACUGUGGAUCUCAAGUGUAUCUGAUCUUUUGCAGUGGGUGGGACACAGUAACAGGUCUCAAAUCUAAAUGAGGCCAGGUUCUGGCAGAUGGAAGAUCUGUUUAUAUGAACUGGAAGCAUUGUGAAACUAGGGACCUGGUGAACAGAACAAAGGGUGUAGUUCCUGCAUCCUGCAGUUGGGACCUGUGCGGAGAAUCUUCUGGAAACCAGUCCCAUCCUUGCUCAGCAUUCCUUUGUCCACAGUAACAGAGAUAAGUGUAUUUAGCAGGAAGGUGUCUUGUCAGAGAUGAACACUGAAGCCAUUUCUCCAGCUUGGCCUUUGUGCAGGUUGAGCUAGGCAUGAAUGUAACUAGAAGCAUUGCACAAUGCAACAAAACUAUGUGAGCAAGGGACACUAUUGGAAAAACUAGCUUAACUUUGAGUGAGGAAGGCAAGAACUGUGACUUUUUUUAGCCUUGUGCUGCUUUCUGGAAACUUUUGUUAGAAUGCCUUUCUUAACAAAGCUGUUGCUAAGAGGAGUCUGGUUUAGCUGCAACUUGACUUAUUUAGUUCUAAAGAGAACGCAUGUUCCUUUUGAUGGAUGGAGGGGAUAUUGGGGAAUUUUUCCUUGAACAGACUAGGACUUUUUCCCCCACAAGAGCUCAAGACACACUGUGGUAUCAGUUUCCCCCUCUAGUAGCUGAGCGGGCAUUACUCAGUAUUACAGACGUGGGAGGUUCUUUUUUCUAAUAAAAUCUUUUAACUGGAAUCCAAGAUGCUUACAGCUUUCUACAAUAUAUCUA
Molecule: messenger RNA, 2445 nt
Organism: Gekko japonicus
Lineage: Eukaryota; Metazoa; Chordata; Lepidosauria; Squamata; Gekkonidae
Gene: WBP2NL
Product: WBP2 N-terminal like
Exons: 8
Coding region: 108-944 (278 amino acids)
Biological process (GO): positive regulation of DNA-templated transcription
Cellular component (GO): nucleus
Molecular function (GO): transcription coactivator activity; chromatin DNA binding
Source: RefSeq, a predicted model, not a curated record